Molecule: messenger RNA, 1215 nt
Organism: Nannizzia gypsea CBS 118893
Lineage: Eukaryota; Fungi; Ascomycota; Eurotiomycetes; Onygenales; Arthrodermataceae
Exons: 4
Coding region: 1-1215 (404 amino acids)
Biological process (GO): proteolysis
Molecular function (GO): serine-type endopeptidase activity
Source: RefSeq, a predicted model, not a curated record
AUGAAGGGCCUCCUCAGCCUCUCGGUGUUGCCUGUCCUGGCAUACGCCUCCCCCAUGAUCGUUGACUCCAUCCACCAGAAUGCUGCUCCUAUCCUCUCCUCUACAAACGCCAAAGAUAUCCCGGAUUCGUACAUAGUGGUCUUCAAGAAGGGUGUCUCCUCUACCUCGGCUCUAGCUCACCAGACCUGGGUCCAGGACAUUCACACCUCUGUCGAGUCCAAGCGUAUGAAGAAACGCAACCAGUUCACAUUCAAGAACGAGGCCUUUAAUGGCUUGAAGCACACAUUUGAUCUUGCCGGUGGCCUUCUCGGCUACUCUGGCCACUUCGACGAAGAGGUCAUCGAGCAAGUCCGCAGACAUCCUGACGGUCGCGCUAAAUGGGACAUGACUAUUCCCGACCACGACGAGGAUGUUGACGGCAACGGCCACGGAACCCACUGCUCCGGUACCAUUGCUGGCAAGAAAACCAGUGGCUCUGGUACCAUGUCUGAUGUCGUCAAGGGUGUCCAAUGGGCCGCCGAAAGCCACUUGAAGCAGGUUGGCGAGGCCAAGAAGGGUAACCGAAAGGGUUUCAAGGGAAGUGUUGCUAACAUGAGCUUGGGAGGCGGCAAGUCCGUCACCCUGGACCGUGUUGUCGACUCAGCCGUUGCUGUUGGCAUGCACUUUGCCGUUGCUGCCGGUAACGAUAACGCUGAUGCUUGUAACUACUCUCCCGCUGCCUCCCAGAACUCCAUCACCGUCGGUGCCUCCACUCUCGCUGAUGAGCGUGCUUACUUCUCCAACUACGGAAAAUGUACCGACAUCUUCGCCCCCGGCUUGAACAUCCAGUCGACCUGGAUCGGAAGCAACCACGCUGUUAACACCAUCUCCGGAACUUCCAUGGCCUCUCCCCAUGUCUGCGGUCUCUUGGCCUACUUCCUCUCCCUUCAGCCUGCCUCCGACUCUGCCUUCGCCGUUGCUGAGAUCACUCCAGCUGAAAUGAAGGCUAACAUGAUCUCCAUCGCUUCCAAGAAACUCCUCACUGACAUCCCAGCUGACACCCCUAACCUUCUCGCCUGGAACGGUGGUGGCUCUGACGACUACAAGAAGAUCAUUGGUGGCGGUAAGGAGAACGAUACUCAGGAAUUCUCCUCCCUCACCGAGAAGCUCGAGAAGUUGGCUGAGGAGGGCCUCACCGCCAUCUACAAUGAGCUCAAGGACGCCGUCGUUGCUUAA